Messenger RNA from Cuculus canorus (common cuckoo), 3505 nucleotides. RefSeq names its product ribosome production factor 2 homolog (gene RPF2). The record is from RefSeq and is a predicted model, not a curated record. Lineage: Eukaryota; Metazoa; Chordata; Aves; Cuculiformes; Cuculidae. The transcript has 10 exons. Gene Ontology annotation, molecular function: rRNA binding. Bases 223 to 1143 code for a protein of 306 amino acids. Gene Ontology annotation, biological process: ribosomal large subunit assembly; maturation of LSU-rRNA from tricistronic rRNA transcript (SSU-rRNA, 5.8S rRNA, LSU-rRNA). Gene Ontology annotation, cellular component: nucleolus.
CUACAAAGAGCGGCUCAGUGUAUUUGCCCUCAUUUUCGGUAUCGAACACAGCAGCGCAGUUCCCACCUACGCAUCCCUCCCUCCGCUCCUGUUUCCGCGGCGCAGGAGCGGCUUUGAUCCCGGAGGAGGGCGGGAGGACUCUGCUCCCGCGCGGCUUCCCGCGGAUGUGAGGUACCGGAUGGUGCGCGCUGGCGGCGCCGGGCAGCACGUGUGGCGGCAGCGAUGGAUGCGCUGGACCGGGUGGUAAAGCCUAAAACUAAGCGAGCAAAAAGAUUUCUUGAGAAGAGAGAGCCCAAGCUUAAAGAAAACACCAAAAAUGCUAUGCUUAUAAAAGGAGGAAAUGCAAACUUAACAGUGACUGAAGUGCUUAAAGACAUUUAUGCUGUGAAGAAGCCUUUUGCUGUACUGUAUAAAAAGAAAAAUAUUACCAGGCCUUUUGAGGAUCAAACAUCAUUGGAAUUUUUUUCUAAGAAAUCGGAUUGUUCUUUGUUUAUGUUUGGCUCUCAUAACAAGAAGCGACCUAACAACUUGAUAAUAGGCCGCAUGUUUGACUAUCAUGUCCUAGACAUGAUUGAACUGGGCAUUGAGAAGUUUGUAUCCCUAAAAGAUAUCAAGAACAGCAAAUGUCCUGAGGGAACAAAACCUAUGUUGAUAUUUGCUGGUGACGUGUUUGAUGUAAACGAAGAAUACAGAAGACUGAAGAGCCUUCUUAUUGAUUUCUUCAGAGGUCCUAGUGUGCCCAGUAUUCGUCUGGCUGGUUUAGAGUACGUUCUGCAUUUCACAGCUGUGGAUGGGAAAAUUUACAUGCGAAGCUAUAAGGUGCUUCUGAAGAAAUCUGGCUGUAAAAUACCAAGAAUUGAACUGGAAGAGAUGGGACCUUCAUUAGAUCUUGUUAUGAGGAGGACGCAUUUAGCCUCAGAUGACCAUUAUAAAAAGUCUUUAAAACAACCAAAAGCCCUGAAGCCUAAGAAGAAAAAGAAUAUCUCCCAUGAUGUGUUUGGUACAACUUAUGGUCGAAUCCACAUGCAGAAGCAAGAUCUUGGUAAACUGCAGACGCGGAAAAUGAAAGGGUUAAGAAAAAGGCCAGCAGAGAAGUCAGCUGAAGAUAGUGGGAUUAGUCCCAAAAAGUCAAAACCAAUUUGAUAGUCUGGAACAGGUUUGAAACUCUUUGUACCUUCAGGUUUAUUAUUGUACUAUAAAUGUGUUGGACAUAAAAGAUUCAGCUGCUGUUAGCUUUAGUUUUACAAAAAACAUUUUUCAUGGAUUUUUCAUUUUAGAGGGAACGUGGGGUAUUGACCUUUAACACAGAACUUGGUUAUUUAAAAUAAAAAAUAUGGUGUAACUCAGUCUUCCCAAGCUGAGUAUUUAUUCUCUUGGUAUCAGCAAACAUAUGGUAGUCAAACAGGUGACUCAUUUCCCAAACAUUUUUAUGGCUAUUUUGUUGGAACCCCUGAUCAAUCAACUCAUCUUAUAAAUUCUGCGCAAGACCAGAGUCGUGUAUAUGUAUAAUACACACAAUACAACUUUUCUGUUGAUUUAUUGUUUAUGUAUUUCAGUUUUUUUACAACUGCAAUACUCAAUAAGCCAUUUUUUUGAAGUGCAAACUCAUAACACAUGUCUGAUGCCAGAUUGUUUUUAACUAUCGCACCAAGCCCUACUUGACACUUGCGGAAUCGGGAGCGAUUAGGGUGGUUUUACUGUGUUUAUCACCAUGGUAGCAAAGUACCUAACGUUUGCUUUGUGCGUAAAGGAAACCUUUACAGUUUGAAUUUCAAUCUUUGAUGCUUGAUUUGUGUGCAGAAUGGACGUAUGUGAAGCAACCACGAAAGGUACAAGUCGUCUUACCCUGCUUUCCGCCUAAGUUGGUGCUCAUGAGUUUGUGCAAGACUCAGUUAAAGCCUUGGGUAAAGGCGUGAGAGUUUAAGAGCUUAGUGAGACUUCAAUGCGAUGUUCUGUGUUUUGGAACAUAUUGAAAAACCUUGCUUUUUUUUUUUCUGCUUGUCUCUUUGGAAGCUAUUGCUCUGCCCUUGAGCAUAAUUAUGAUAAAUGUGCACACACUUUAUCAUUAGCGCAGCAACUUGCUCAUCCUAGCUAUGAUUUUAAUACUUCAUCUUUUUUUGUUUGUUUUCUCAGCAUAGGCUGAAGUGUCAUGUUAGAAAUAGGCGGUUUGUUGUUUUUACUUGUCUUCUGUCUCCUGGAUGGAAGCUGUUGGGCUGCGUUGCUCUUUUUGUGUGAGAGCUGAGCCACAGCUGUGGCCGUGUAAAUGCCACACACGAUGUUCUUGCUGUGCUGUUUUGAUAAAACUUGUACUGUGAAAAAGAACGGGCUUUGAAAGUUCAGGGUCCAUUUGAAGGCACAAACAUAUGUUUAUCUUCAAUAUAGUACCUAAAAAUAUUUUUUUUUAAUCAUUGCACAAAAUGCACAUCUCUCUCUAGAUGCUUUUCCCUGUUCUGUAACCGUGUAUUUGAGAAAUGGAUAAAUCCAAAAGCUACUUCAGAUUCGUAUUUCCCCAGCAUAUUUCUGAAAUAUAAACAGAGUUGAUUGAAAGCCGCAUUUGGUAACAGCUGUAGAAGAAUUGUACUGAUGGACAUGCUUUCUUCGACAAACUUCGAGUCAAUAAUCAAUUUGGAAACUAAUUUUUGUUGUUUACUUCUAUGAAAAACAGUUUUUAAUAUAGACUAACAUCCUGUUAUAUCUUCAUGCAAAAAGUGAGACAGUUAUUCAGUAGUAAUCCUUUGGUUUUAUUUAAUACUGCUGCUGGUUUGCUCCUUGAUGUAGUGGAAGCUCACAUGGGCGACGGUUGCUGCACCUACUGAGAGUGUUGUGAGCCCCUGCGGUUACUGCUCGGCUUCAGAGAGAUGCAAAAAGCACAGGGAGUCAGUCAGCGAGGAGAACGCGAGUGCAUUUAUUCACCCUUUGCAGGGUCUGUCGUCUUUGCUGACUUAAGAGUGGAACCUGAAGUGCCUGGUGUCCCCUGCCUGUGGCUCUUGGUGUAAACACCUAUUUGUUCUUAAGUUUUGUACUGGUGAAAUACAGCCUUGUGGUGGAGAGAAUGCAUCAGAUGUGUGAAGCAAGGAGAAAUUCACCUGGAUAUGGUGUAAGGAUAUUUAGGCUAUGCUUUUUCAUAAUAAUAACUUUCAAGUUGUGUUGUUAGCAAGGAUUAAAAUCCAUUCCUAAUAAACAAUUUUUACCACUCAUAGUGGUGCUGUUUAGGUGCAAACUCUGGGCGGGAGGUUCAUUUUGUUCUUAUGGUGGAAACGAACCGUUCUGAUCUCUGUAUGAUGGGAUAGGAUGAAGCCAAAUGAGCAAUUGCAUUCACCGGAUUUCUUUCAGAGAAGUUCCAGCCUUGCCGUGAAGCAAUGAUUAAGCCACAAGUGGUGGCUAACAUGAUUUUAGAUGUACAGCACGUACAACUGCACCUCGGCAAGGUAGGCAAUUGCUACAUUUUAAAUAUCUGAUUUAACUCAAGGUAAAUGGAGAUAGGAGGGAUAAAUAUAAACUUUCU